ACCAAACACCAAACACCAAACACCAACCACCAGACACCAACGAAAUUCCCAUUCAAUUCGCACGCAAAGCAUCAGCGCGACGACAGAUUUCCAAAAACUAGUAUAUAAAUACUAUAGAUACCAAUAAAAAACGCGCAGGAAGAUACGAUAUGGAUUACCAGAACCGUGCCGGCUCCAAGUUCGGCGGCGGCGGUGUCGCCUCGCACAGCGCUACUAAUGCCGACCGACGAGAGCGUCUACGCAAGCUCGCCCUCGAAACUAUCGACCUCGACAAGGACCCCUACUUCUUCAAGAACCACGUCGGCUCGUUCGAAUGCCGUCUCUGUCUAACCGUGCACCAAAACGACGGGUCCUACCUCGCGCACACCCAGGGCAAGAAACAUCAGACGAACCUGGCGCGCCGCGCGGCCCGCGAGCAGAAAGAAGGCAAGAGCCAAAUCGACCCCAACACGGGGCUGCCCGUGGGCGUGGUGGGCGCGGGCUUCGGGGCGGGCAUGGUGCGGCGCAACAUGGUCAAGAUCGGGCGGCCGGGGUACAAGAUCACGAAAGUGCGGGACCAGGUGUCGCUGCAGCAAGGGCUGCUGUUCCAGCUGCAGUACCCGGAGAUCGCGCAGGACGUGACGCCCAAGGUGCGGUUCAUGAGCGCGUUCGAGCAGCGCGUCGAGGAGCCGCCCGACAAGAGCUUCCAGUACAUGCUGGUGGCGGCGGAGCCGUACGAGACGUGCGGGUUCAAGCUGCAGGCGAGGGAGAUCGACCGCUCGGGAGAUCGGUACUGGACUUGGUGGGAUGCGGAUCUGAAGGAGUUUUGGAUCCAGGUUAUGUUUUUGACGGAGCGGGAGGAGAGGUAUGUUGGCGUGCCGGGGUUGCCGGGUCGGAGGUGAUUGGUUUGUGUUGUGGUUGGAGAAUACCCAGUGCUGGGGAAGAGGGGGAAAUACAGUUGAAGGUAAUAGUCCGGCCUUGACGAUAAUUAUACGCUUUCUCGAUUGCUUUUCCGAUCAUGUUAAGCCCCUGGUUAGCACCCGAGAAACCCGUUUCCCGCCUGUGUAAGUGGCUUAUUCAAGGAAUACCCUUGGGAGGACGUGGGUGACGCCGUUAUGUACUAAUACGAAAUAGACCUACAUCGAUGAUAUUCCCUACGUCGUGUUUAAGGCUUAGGGAACAGGUACCAGAUAAGAAGAAUGAUAUCACGUAGUACCAAUAGCGAAAGUUCAUGGGAUAGAGUCAAUUAUCCGACCGCGUCGUUGAAUUCAACUUGCAUGUAUGAAAGGCUCCCGUGAAGUUAUCCAGUGACUUGGACUUAUAUGAUUACCUAUAUAUAGGAAUUACAUUUCAUUCAUGAUAAAGCUCAACUCAAAGCCGGGUCUGCAAUAUCAAGUUGGUGAAGCAGGCCAUGAUAAUGUAGUUAAUUCAGUAUC
This is a messenger RNA of Daldinia decipiens, 1415 nucleotides long. RefSeq lists its product as uncharacterized. Gene Ontology annotation, cellular component: nucleus; U2 snRNP; U2-type prespliceosome. The transcript has a single exon. Gene Ontology annotation, molecular function: nucleic acid binding; zinc ion binding. The record is from RefSeq and is a predicted model, not a curated record. The coding region runs from base 150 to 881 and encodes 243 amino acids. Gene Ontology annotation, biological process: spliceosomal complex assembly. NCBI's taxonomy places the organism in Eukaryota, Fungi, Ascomycota, Sordariomycetes, Xylariales, Hypoxylaceae.